AUGAAAUUCCCUCAAAACCGUUCAAGUUUGAGGUUAAAGUGUAGCCCUUUCCAGUAUCAUAGAGACCUGUUGGUUGGUUUCUGCCAGGUGUAUCCAGAGAGCGGUUUGCAGGAGUUUCUAGAGGAACUCGACGCUCUUUGCGCUCCUGAAGUGGAGAGCGUCAGUCCAGAGACUGACCUUGAAAACACAAAGCCACGUGCAUCUGAAGACUCUCGGGAGCCGUCCGUUCUCAAGGCCACCGAGAAAAAGGUCCGCUUUUCUGAGAACAGUGAUACGAAUGGCACGGAAACACCUUCACAGGUCAAGAACGGCCCUGUGGGAGAAGACAGACAAACACUGGCGCGAGACGGCGCCGAAUGUACUCCGGAGGAGAGCGAAGAGCGGGAAAACCGUGUGCACAGACUGAGUCCGCUCACUGAAGGAAGUGAAGCGUCGCGUCCCAAACCCGGAGAUGUUCGUAUAUCAGCAGAACCGGACGAGAAGCAACACACCAAAAGCUGCUCUAACAGAGGAAACGAGGAGCUGAUGGACUCGAGUCUGUCUGUCCUGAGCCUGGAGUCGUCCGAGUCUCUUCCUGACCACAGCACCGGCGCUGAUCUGGCCAGAGAGAAUGGGAAAGUGGUUUAGAUGGGAAAUGAUGUCACUCACAUCCAGAGCGAAGCGUCGUGCACUAAAACCAAAACGAACAGAAGAACGGAAAUAUCAUUGGCUUAAUGUCGAGUUACUCUAAAAGUAUUUCUGGGAGCGUUUGAGCGUUGUGUUGUUUAUUGGAUGCUGAAAACACUGGUUGUGAUUGUUCUGCUUAGUUUAUCUCUCGUAGGUGAAAGAUUGUUCAUGCUUUAACGCACAGUUAACCUUCUUCUGAGCCACCAAACCCAAAGGUCCAGUGGUUUUUGGGGGAUCUCUGGUGGGAUUUCAGUCUAAAAGCACUACAAACGACUUGAAUGUGUAACUUUAGUGGAACAAACCCACAGACACGGAGUGCGUUUAGACUUAACCAGCACACUAACUGAUUAACCUAGUCUUCUUCACUAGUACUCUUCAUCUUAACUCGUUUAUAUAUCUGAGAGAAGCCUCUCGGUUGUUCUUCGUAAGCACACGUGUCGUGGGGUUUAGUGUGGAUAGUUCACAAGGAUUGUACAAGUAUGUUAAUUAGCACUUUA
Molecule: messenger RNA, 1163 nt
Organism: Cyprinus carpio (common carp)
Lineage: Eukaryota; Metazoa; Chordata; Actinopteri; Cypriniformes; Cyprinidae
Exons: 3
Coding region: 1-627 (208 amino acids)
Source: RefSeq, a predicted model, not a curated record